AUGAAGCACCGGAUGGUUACAGCAGUGCUGGUGGCACUGGUUCAGGUUUCACAGAGUUUUCCUGCCUUGUACCACCGAGGCUGGUGGAGGCUGCUGAGGGAAGGAGAUAGUUGUGGAAAAUGUGAUUUGACACUCUGCUCUGAGCCCAAGGACUGUCCAGCAGGGACUGUGCUGGAUCGCUGCAGCUGCUGCCUGGAAUGUGGGAACGUGGAAGGGCAGAUCUGCGACUUGGACCAGGGCAAUCAUUUCUAUGGGCACUGCGGGGAUCACCUCGAGUGCAGGUUGGAUGCUGAUGAAGCAAGCUUUGGGGAAGUCCCUGAACCCCAGUGCGUGUGCAAAUCUCAAGAGAGCAUCUGUGGACCUGACGGGAAAACCUACGAAAACAUCUGUCAGUUCAACAAGGCUUACGCUGUGAAAAGAAACAUCAGCAUGAAGCAUAAAGGGCCAUGUGAAUCAGCUCCUGUGAUUUCUCUGCCACCUCAAGAUGCCCAGAAUUACACUGGCAAUGAUGUAAUUUUUGGCUGUGAGGUGUCAGCCUAUCCUAUGCCACAGCUUGAAUGGAAAAAAAAGGGGAAUAAAAUGUUUCUGCCAGGAGAUGACACCCACAUCUCAGUUCAGGCAAGAGGUGGGCCUCAGAAGUAUGGUGUGACAGGAUGGCUGCAGAUUCAAGGCCUCAAAAAAUCAGAUGAAGGCAUUUAUAUCUGCCACACCAAGAAUAAACAUGGUGUAAUGUACGCCUCUGCAAGACUGAAAGUCAUUGAGGACCCAUCUCCUGCAUUUGCAUUUACUGCUGGCAGUAGAAGCACGAGCUACAGCAUUGAAUACGAGGAGUAUUAUGACAAUUCUGAUGCGGAAGAUGAUGAAGAAUAUGAAUCCGGGGACUACGAUCAUGAAAACAACUCUGGAUAA
Molecule: messenger RNA, 909 nt
Organism: Cinclus cinclus
Lineage: Eukaryota; Metazoa; Chordata; Aves; Passeriformes; Cinclidae
Product: kazal-type serine protease inhibitor domain-containing protein 1-like
Exons: 4
Coding region: 1-909 (302 amino acids)
Biological process (GO): regulation of signal transduction; regulation of cell growth
Cellular component (GO): extracellular region
Molecular function (GO): insulin-like growth factor binding
Source: RefSeq, a predicted model, not a curated record